AUGCCAUCCUCAGUAUGGUGAACAUUGCUGCUAAUAUGCUCGGAGCCAAAACUGAAGAGUCAACUGAAGCAGAAGCAGGGAACAAGAGCGUGUCUGAAAAUGUCACUGCCACUCCUGCAACUUCAACAGCUGCACCGAGACUGCCGGAACCAACGCCUGUUCCUUCACCAGAACUUGUUACUACAGAUAUUCCACAGAUAGAUAAAGAGCAAGUGGUGGUGGAUUUGACUAAAGAAAGUCCUAUUGUUCAGCUUGUACAAGAGUAUGAAGAAGAUACAAGCCAGUCCACAGUAACCUUGCUGUCCAGUGAUGAUCAGGAAGAAGAAUCAUCGACCUGGUUUGAGCUGGAGACAGAGCAGUACUGCUGUGACAUGGCAGCAGUGUGCUGCAUUUCCACCUUUUCGGAAUACCUGUUCAAGUGGUGCUCGGUGGCAGCGGCCCUGCACCGGCAGCACAGUAAAACUGGAGGCAAGGAAGGGCCAGCCCACCCUGCUGAUGUGCAGCAGCCACAGGCAGCUCUGACCGAGUCUGUCCCUGUGUCAAUAGAUGAGCCUCCGCCUGAGCAACUGGACAGCAAAGCUGAGAGACCAUCUGGGUCUACUGCUACGGUUGUCUUGAGCAGUGCGGUCCCUGAGGAGAUCAGUAACGAGACCACAGAGUCGAUUGAACUGGAGCCCAGCCAUCCUCAAACUGUCUCUCAGUCCCUCCUCUUGGAAGUUACUUCUCAAGUUAAGCCAUCACCCACAACAGACGUGGUGUUGGAGCCUGCAAAAGAAGAUGCAGGCCAGGUGGCACUGAAGGGGACUCCCCAGGUGGAGGUACCUGAGGUCAGCGCUGAAAUGGAACAGGCUGAGAGCUCGGUUGUAGAAGAAAGCCCUGUAGCUUCUGAGACCAGUGUGGUCACUGAGGUAAAGGAGAUGAGCACAAGGGAGACUGUGGCUACUCCAGUGAUUUCUAAGCCUACAAAGACUGUUCCGCAGCCUGAAAAUACAGUGGAUGUAGUAACCAGUGUUGCUGGGGAAGGAAAGGAGAGCACUCCAGAAGCGCAGAAACCCAUUUUGCCUCCUGUCGAAUCUUCUGUGCCCGUCGAAACAAAGGAGGACGAUCAGGCAGCUGAAGAAGCUUUAAUGGCGAUUCCAGUCUCGGGGGGACCACAGAGAACAGCGACAGACUUCUAUGCUGAACUUCAGAAUUCAACAGAUCUGGGCUAUGCUAAUGGCAACCUUGUUCAUGGAUCCAACCAGAAGGAGUCCGUCUUCAUGCGCUUGAAUAAUCGCAUAAAGGCCCUGGAAGUCAACAUGUCUCUCAGCAGCCGGUACUUGGAAGAGCUCAGUCAGAGGUACCGAAAGCAAAUGGAAGAAAUGCAGAAGGCUUUCAAUAAAACAAUAAUAAAACUUCAGAACACCUCAAGGAUAGCAGAAGAGCAGGACCAGCGUCAGACAGAAGCAAUCCAGCUGUUACAAGCACAGCUCACCAACAUGACCCAGCUGGCUUCUAAUCUGUCAGCGACUGUGGCCGAGCUCAAACGGGAGGUUUCUGAUCGACAGACUUACCUGGUGAUUUCACUGGUUCUUUGUCUCAUCCUGGGCUUGGUGCUUUUUGUGCAGCGGUGCAGGAGCCCUUCUCAGUUCUGUGACGAUUACCUCUCAAAGAUUCCCAAAAGCAAUCACUACCCUAGCCCCAAAAGGUGUUUUUCCUCCUAUGAUGAUAUGAAUUUGAAAAGAAGAACUUCUCUUCCACUGGUCAGAUCACAGUCUUUUCAGCUAGCUGGUAAAGAAGUGGAUCCAGAGGAUCUGUACAUUGUAGAACCUCUGAAGUUUUCCCCAGAGAAGAAGAAAAAACGUUGCAAAUACAAAAGUGAAAAGCCAGAGACUGUUAAGCCGACAACGGAGCCUGUGCAUCCCAUAGCCAACGGGGAACUCAAAGGAAGGAAGCCCUUCACAAACCAGAGGGACUUCUCUAACAUUGGGGAGGUUUAUCACUCGUCCUAUAAGGGCCCUCCAUCCGAGGGAAGCUCCGAAACGUCAUCGCAGUCUGAGGAGUCCUAUUUUUGUGGCAUUUCAGCGUGUACGAGUCUGUGCAAUGGACAGACCCAAAAGACAAAAACUGAGAAGAGGGCCAUAAAGCGAAGACGGUCGAAAGUGUCAGACCAAGGGAAGCUCAUAAAAACUCUAAUACAGACUAAGUCGGGGUCAAUGCCAAGCCUGCAUGACAUAAUCAAAGGAAACAAAGAUAUUACAGUGGGAACACUUGGUGUCACAACAGUGUCUGGACACAUCUAAAACUAGCUGAACUUCUCAAACAGGAGAGUGUUUGUUCGUUUGAGAACAGUCUGUGGUAUUCUGUGGGAGGAUAAUGGGAGACAAAGAGCUCAACUAAUUGGAAAGUAUUCAGAAAUUUGGUUUCUGCCUUUUUAAAUAGAUGGGAUUGUGUCAAUCUUGGCUAUAAGCUGCAGCUUUACGAGGCUGAUAAUUUCCUAUGAGAACAGCUUGGGGGGAGGGCAGGGUUCAUUUUAUAAAGGUUUUUUUUCACAGUUCCUGGGACAGAGAUUUUUUGAAACCCAGUUUGUUGGGUGGAAUAGGGAUAAAAGCCUAAUCCUCUUCCUUUAGCUUUGUUCCUAUUUCUUGCACCUUCCCAUAUUUAUGUGCCUUUUGUCUAUUUAUAAUGCCACUGGAAGAGGGGAGAUUACAAUUGUUUGUCAUUUGAUUUAUUUUGUAAUUUCUCUAGCUUUUUUUGAAGAUGCAACACUACAGUGCUGUAAAGGGACACGUGUUGGCCUUCAGCUGGACUCGGUAAUGUGGACUGGAUACUGUAAAAAUACCAAUAGAUGGACUUGCCUGACUAGAUUCUGGGUUUGCAAACUCUGAGGAAAAUAUGUCACCAGGGUCGGUAACUGUGUUUAGUUGCACCUUCAGUCACAAAUGUGAGCUGCAGUCUGUGCAGAAUCGGUGACGGUGGCUCUCCAGGACUUCCCGCGUGCAGUGGAACCUGAGGCUGAUGAACGUGUUUGCCGUGUCAGUGGCCUGCUGCAGUUCUCUGAAGGAGGUGGAUGAAGAAUGCUCACUGCUGCUGUGCUGAGUUCAGUGAGAGCUCAGCUGAGGAACGGGAGGGUGAGCUUGGUUUGGUGCAGCCGGGCCCUUCUCCGAGCCGGCUCUGGGUGUGUUGAGUUUGCAAAGCCUGCGGGUCUGAGCAGUCGGGCUGGUUCACUGCGGGUGUUCCCAGAACGUUUGCUUUUGUAUUGGCUAACAAAUGUGCAGUGUUGGUAUGGUUGGUAUUUCAUAUUCAAGUGUUUUUUUUUUUUAUUUUGACUGUGAUUGUAUAUUUGGAUACUAUAGGAUGUGUGGUUGCUAAAAUGUUGAGUGUGAUUCUGAAUGAGUGGAACAAAAGGUUAUUCCUUUUGACAGGUGUUACAGGUUCACGUUGUACAAAAUAAGUUAACUUAUUGAGCACUUUUAGUGGUACCCUUUUUAACAGAUCUAAUGCCUUUCCUGGGUAUUGUAUGUAAUGUGACUUAUUUAAGGACUUUGGUUUUUUUGCUGCUUUCUUGUUAGUUUUUGAAUACUUUAAAGUGAUGUACUUUCAGAGUUGAUCUGCACAAUUAGCCAGUCAGAGCACAUGAACCAGACGUGUUGAACCUGAAUUCAGAAGGGUGUCAAACCUGGAUUAGGAAAAUACAUACCACCAGAGUGCAGCAUCCAAUGUUGUGGAACAAGAGUAUGUAACUACAGAGCUGUAGUGCCAUUAGAAACUGUGAAUUUCCAAAUAAAUCUGAACACUUUGUCUUUCA
This is a messenger RNA of Empidonax traillii (willow flycatcher), 3787 nucleotides long. RefSeq names its product SUN domain-containing ossification factor-like. The record is from RefSeq and is a predicted model, not a curated record. NCBI's taxonomy places the organism in Eukaryota, Metazoa, Chordata, Aves, Passeriformes, Tyrannidae. Gene Ontology annotation, cellular component: cytoplasm; membrane. The transcript is spliced from 9 exons. The annotation marks the transcript as partial. Gene Ontology annotation, biological process: protein folding in endoplasmic reticulum; regulation of bone remodeling.